Messenger RNA from Oncorhynchus masou masou (cherry salmon), 3872 nucleotides. RefSeq names its product probable G-protein coupled receptor 63. Bases 2273 to 3538 code for a protein of 421 amino acids. Gene Ontology annotation, molecular function: G protein-coupled receptor activity. Gene Ontology annotation, biological process: G protein-coupled receptor signaling pathway. The transcript is spliced from 2 exons. Gene Ontology annotation, cellular component: membrane. The record is from RefSeq and is a predicted model, not a curated record. Lineage: Eukaryota; Metazoa; Chordata; Actinopteri; Salmoniformes; Salmonidae.
UCAAACACAUUAUUUUUGUUUUGAAUUUUUACCCCUUUUUCGUGGUAUCCAAAUGUUUUAGUAGCUACUGUCUUGUCUCAGAGACGAAGGUUGAAAGUCAUGCGUCCUCCGAUACACAACCCAACCAAGCUGCACUGCUUCUUAACACAGCGCGAAUCCAACCCGGAAGUCAGCCGCACCAAUGUGUCGGAGGAAACACCAUGCACCUGGCAACCUUGGUUAGCGCGCACUGCGCCCGGUCCGCCACAGGAGUCGCUGGUGCACGAUGAGACAAGGAUAUCCCUACCGGCCAAACCCUCCCUAACCCAGACGACGCUGGGCCAAUUGUGCGUCACCCCAUGGACCUCCCGGUCGCGACAGAGCCUGGGCGCGAACCCAGGGUCUCUGGUGGCAUAGCUGGCGCUGCAGUACAGCGCCCUUAACCACUGCGCCACCCGGGAGGCCCUCAAACACAUUAUUUGAGCAAAAUAGUGGACAUUGUUUAAAAAAGGAUUUCUGCAUAAAUUGGUCAUAAAAUUUGAUCUGAUCUUCAUCUAACUCAGUCACAACAAUAGACAAACACAGUGUGCUUAAACUAAUAACACCAAUUAUUGUAUUUUUGUGUGGAGAAACAAAUGCACAGCACACCAACAUCAAAACCUCAUCCCAACUAUAAAGUAUGGUGGAGGGAGCAUCAUGGUUUGGGGCUGCUUUGCUGCCUCGGGCAGGGCCUUGACAACUUGCUAUCAUCGACGGAAAAAAUUCCCAAGUUUUAUCAAGACAUUUUGCUGGAGAAUGUAAAGCUAUCUAUCCGCCAAUUGAAGCUCGACAGAAGUUGGGUGAUGCAAAAGGACAACGACCCAAAACACAGAACUAAAUCAACAGCAGAAGAAAAUACGCCUUCUGGAGUGGCCCAGUCAGAGUCCUGACCUCAACCCAAUUGAGAUGCUGUGGCAUGACCUCAAGAGUGUGGUUCACACCAGACAUCCCAAGAAUAUUGCUGAACUGAAACAGUUUUGUAAAGAGGAAUGGUCCAAAAUUCCUCAUGACUGUUGUGCAGGUCUGAUCGGCAACUACGGAAAAUGUUUGGUUGAGGAUAUUGCUGCCAAAGGAGGGUGAACAGGGGUUCACAUACUUUUUCCACCAUGCACUGUGAAUGUUUACACUGUAUAUUCAACACAGACAUGAAAACCUACAACUGUUAGUGUGUUAUUAGUUUAAGCAGACUGUUGUGACUUAGAUGAAGAUCAGAUCAAGUUAUAUGACCAAUUUUUUGCAGAAAUCCAGGUAAUUCCAAAGGGUUCACAUACUUUUCCUUGCCACUGUAUGUAAUUAAUUUAUGUCCAAAAAUGGAAAGGGGAUGCAGGCUAUCUAUUACAUGCACAAAACGUGUAAUAUUAAGAACAUCUAAUGACCAAACCCUAUACUUUAUGGAACCUUGUAAUAUUGUAUUUAUCUCUGUGUUUGAUGUUAUACAAUGUAACAAUACAACGCUUAUAUGCACGUGCCCGGUAAGGCCUAGUUCUUGAACCACAACGUUACGCCUCUUUAUGGCCAUUUGUCAUUUCAAUUGGAGCUCUAGAUAAUGGGCGCGUCAUAACAAAGGACCCGACCGGAGCUGUCCAUACUAUUGGAUGAUGAGACUGUCAGUUAACCAGUAUACGGACAGUGAUCGUAGUUCGUAACAGAGAUGGAAUAUUAUACCGUCAACCCAGAAUAGUGGAAAACGAAAUUAUCAUUCUCAGGAUAACAGAAAGAUGAGGGUUGGAAAGAAAAUGAAAUGACUGACAAUCAAAUUGUUUAAUGCCUCUUUGAGUCAUGAUUUUGUCUUGUAAACCAAUCUAGCGGUGUUUUCUUUUGUCGGAGAACCCAUUCCCUGCAAAACAAAGGCAGAAUGAUACGCGGAACUACAUUUUACUUACCGCUUUUGUUGAAUUGUGUAGGUGGCAUUGCCCGUGUUUCGCACUGUAAAUAAUGUUAUUUGAUUAGAUUUAUUAAUUCGCGUGCAAUGAGAGAUUAAUACAGUAUAUCUAGUUGUGAUUUCGAGGAAUUACAAAAAGCAUCUGGACAGCGAAUUGGAUCAACUGAAUGACUGAAAUGAGCCGCGAGCAAUUGUCUGUCUACUGAAACCCAACGAUGUCAACCUGACUUUGGAAGAAAAACGGAUCUCUCCUCCAUGCUAAGAUGCUGGGUUAUUCAGUUGGACUAAGAACAGCAUCUAAGGCAUCAUGUUUGGCAAGAGAAGAGCUCCAGUAACGAUGCCUAAACCCGAGCCUGCACCCCCCGUGGAAGAAUGGUUUACUCCACUGUCGUUCCCCCUGUGGAGGCAGGGGAGACCAAUAAAGCCAGCCUCUGCUGCUUCGUCACGGCAGGGCUGCUGAACCUCUCUGACCACCUCCUCCACCACGGCCAGCCUGACACGGAAGACAUGUCCAUGGAAAACAGCUCAUAUGGCUCCUCCUUUUCACCUCUGGACCUGGACACAGUCACGCGAACAGCUGAGGCCCAGGGGAGUGUUCAGGGCGUCAGCCUGCCCCUUCAGGUGUUCUUCUGCAUGGCCAUGGUCUCCAUCCUGUUGGUGGCCUUCCUGGGGAACGUGGUGGUGGUCCUGAUGGUCUACCAGCGCGCCGCCAUGCGAUCCGCCAUCAACAUCCUGUUGGCCAGCCUGGCCUUCGCAGACAUGAUGCUGGCCGUCCUGAACAUGCCCUUUGCCCUGGUUACUGUGGUGACCACACGCUGGAUCUUCGGGGAUGUCUUCUGCCGAGUGUCGGCCAUGUUCUUCUGGCUCUUUGUCAUAGAGGGCAUGGUCAUCCUGCUUAUAAUAAGCAUAGAUCGGUUCCUGAUCAUAGUCCAGAAACAGGACAAAUUGAGUCCCCACAGAGCCAAAGUGCUCAUAGUCAUCGCUUGGACUGUCUCCUUAUGUUUCUCUUUCCCACUAGCCAUAGGCCACCCAUCUCUCCAGAUCCCCUCUAGAGCUCCACAGUGUGUGUUCGGCUACACCAGCGAGCCGGGUUACCAUGCCUACGCGUUGCUCCUCAUGCUGGCCUUCUUUUUCAUCCCCUUCAUGGUCAUGCUGUACACCUUCAUGGGGAUCCUGAACACCAUACGGCACAACGCCGUGCGCAUACACAGCCACCCGGACAGCAUCUGUCUGAGUCAGGCCAGCAAGCUGGGCCUCAUGAGCCUGCAGAGGCCCUUUGAGAUGAACAUAGACAUGAGCUUCAAGACGCGUGCCUUCACUACCAUCCUCAUUCUCUUCUCGGUGUUCACCGUGUGCUGGGCGCCCUUCACCGCCUACAGCCUGGUUUCCACCUUCAGCAGCCCCUUCUACCACAAGGCCAAUUUCUUCGAAGUCAGCACCUGGUUCCUUUUGUUGUGCUAUCUCAAGUCAGCCCUCAACCCUCUCAUUUACUACUGGCGCAUCAAGAAGUUCCGCGACGCCUGCCUUGACCUGAUGCCCAAGUAUUUCAAGUUUCUUCCUCAGCUGCCCGGCCACACAAAGCGACGUAUCCGACCCAGCGCUGUGUAUGUGUGUGGGGAGCAUCGCUCUGUGGUCUAAUAACACUGGACUGACUUGGAGGACACUGACUUCACUGCCAUGUAGGUUUUGUUUGACCACUUAUCCAACUUGUUCUCGCCAGUCAAAUGAAUGAGUUGAGACAGUAUAUUUUAGCUGAGUAGAAUCUGUUUACAAAGCAUGUCAAUUAACUGCUUCAGUGGUUUUGAAUAUGGCCAUAAGGCCACCAAGAUUACAUUUUGUCAUUGAUAUUUCUAUGUAAUUGUUUUGUGCCUAUUAGUUAGUCUAUACCAGUCAUAAUGCUGCUACAUCUGGUGAAAAUUUGCAAUUUCAGUGUACUGUACUUGAAUCUAAUAAACAUUUUUGACAUUUCUUA